AUGCGACUGCCCUGGGGCCACCGCCACACGGCAGCCCGGCCUCGACGGCCAAACGCCUUGGGCCUUUUGUCGAUUUUAUUAUCCUCAUCCCCCUUCUCAACCGCAUUCAAAUUCGAAGAGGCACCGUCGGCCAAUCUUGAUAUAUCCGGGCUGGGAAGGAUAGCUCUUGCUGGAGAUUUCAGCGGGAUCUCGUUAUACGAAUACAAAGAGCAGACUGGGAGACCGUCCGGCACCAAUGGAAGCGAAUCGCUUGUCGCGGUUCUCCCCAAUGGCGCCCUCGCCACCCUGGUAUCGACCGAUGCAACUAUCCGGGCCAUGUGUACAUUUCAACUCAAGAAUGGUGAAAUGCAAGGAAUCAUAAUUGGCGGUAAUUUUACGAGCUUGGACGGUACGCAAUCGACGGCGAUCGCACUCUACAAUCCAGACACAGGCAAUGUUACUCCUCUGGACGGCUUGAAAGGUGAAGUAAAUGCCCUCUAUUGCGACAAAGACAGGGACACCGUAUACGUUGGGGGUAAUUUUAAGGGUGCCAACUCUACGAAUGCAAUCGCCUGGUACGGAUCUGAAGGGUGGACGAAUCUCCCAUUUGCUGGAUUCAAUGGCCCAGUCGAAUCGAUCACCAAAGCUGCCAGUGGGCAUAUUAUCUUUGGAGGAAGUUUUACUGGCUUAGGCAAUUCCAGCUCUCCAACCGAACCUGACGGGCAGGUUGUAAACAUUGCAACUGCUACGAUCUCGUCACAAAAUACCGCCUCCGGAAGUAACCACUCAAGCAUUCUUUGCCCUAGCAGCAAUUCCUCGGAUUCAGCCAGCUGGCUCUUGCAGGACAAAACUGCAGGUGUUUGGGACGCACAGCUCGGCUUUGGUUUCGAACCGACUAAGCUUAGACUAUGGAACACCCACAAGGAUGGCCGUGGUACCAAGACGUUCCGAUUCACCGCUUUCCCAUUGAACGGCAUCAUGAACUUUACCUACGUGGACCCAGCCAGUAAAGAGAACAAGACCUGCACUAGCGAAUGUCAAUUGAGCGAUAAUUCCGACGUCGAGUACCAGGAUUUCCAUUUCGUCAACCGAGUUGGCAUGAAUAGAUUCACGAUUUCGAUCUCUGACUGGUACGGCUCCGGCGGUGGCCUCAAUGGGAUUGAGAUCUUCCAAGACAACAUCUUCUCAUAUGCUAUCAACGACUUCAACGACCCUUCGUGUGGCUCUAUUGAUUUCCCAUCCAAGGCAACAGUGACUGGGCCCUGGACCGAAUCCCCCUCUUUGGAGAGCAAUUCCAAGUAUCUCACGAGCACACUAACUAGCAACUCCAGUGCCGAGAAUCUCGCAGUCAAGUUUCUCCCAAAUAUCAGAGAAUCAGGCAACUACUCGGUUGAUAUGUAUACGCCAGGAUGCCAGCCGGAUGGAACCUGCUUGUCGAGAGGCCGUGUCAACGUGACGGGCUACAUGAAGUCCGGUUCUGAUGAGCCUGAUUUCAGCAUCACACUUUAUCAAACGAACAACUUCGACAAGUAUGACCAAAUUUACUUUGGGUACAUCGAGAACAGUGCAGACAACUUCAAGCCAAGCGUUGUAAUCACUCCCAUUGACGGCCAAUCCGUCAAUGGUCAGGUAAUGGUCGCACAAAGAGUAGGCUUCACGUUGAUCAACUCAACCGGCGGCUUGAAUGGCUUGUACGACUUCAACCCAGAUUUGAGUGUGGUUAGCACAGACGAUUUCCAAAAAUCGGCGAUUAAUCGGCUUGGCGCAAGCUUCGACCAUAAUACGGGAGUUAAAAAGUUGCUCACAUCGGGCAACGACACAUUUAUUGCAGGCAAUUUCACAUCCGACAAGCACGUCAAUAUUGUCGCUAUUAACCGCAGUGACGAUGUGCGUGCUCUCGACGGUGGAUUGAACGGGCCGGUCUUGGACAUGUACUUGAACGGGACACAGCUCUACGUCGGAGGCGAGUUCAACAAUACCCGUACGAACGCCAACACUGGAAUGAACCACGUCGCGGUAUAUGAUAUGGAUAAAGAUACAUGGAGCGCUCUUGGAGCGGGUGUUGAUGGGAGAGUUCAAUAUGUGGUACCGCUGCAGGCAAACAUCACAUCAGACACACCCGAGACUGUCAUCACACUCACUGGCUCUUUCUCAAAGUGCAACAAGUUCAACGACAACGAGGCCAUCAGUGUCAGCGGAUUUGCAGUUUGGGUACCCUCUCAAAACAACUGGCUCCAAAAUCUCGACGGCCCAGUCCCAAGUUACAGCGGUGUUCUGACUGAUGCACUGCUGGACAUUCCGAACACCGAUGCUAUUUAUGCCGGCUCACUUUCUUCGGCUCAGAUGGGUGCUAGCGGCGCUGCUUCUCUAGACAAGGAUGGCCUCGGCAGAUUUCCAGUGUCUAUUGGUGGUAUAGAGACUUCUUCUUCAGGGCUUUCGCGCCGUGAUGUGGCGUCCGAUGACAGCAACCCCGGAGUUGCCGCGGGUCAUUUCUAUACCGAGCAAGACCGCAACCUCACAAUUUUUGCCGGACACUUCACUGUUCAACCAGAGAACGGAUCCGCCAUCCAUAACCUUGUCAUCAUUGAUGGAGGCAACAAAGACUCUGCUUCCGGGCUUGGCGACAGCAUCGAUUCCAACUCUACUUUCCUUGCCAUAGAAAUCGUAGAUAGCGUUAUCUAUGCCGGAGGACGGGUCACCGGUAAAGUGGGCGAUUCUAAUGUUGGGGGCAUCAUUGCUUACGACUUGUCAUCCAAAUCCUUGGGGGAGCAGCCUGCCGCGCUAUCUGGUGGCAAUCGAACCGUGUCUGUCAUCAGUGUUCGGCCCGACACUCCUUCUCAACUCUUUGUUGGUGGCUCUUUCACGGGCGCUGGAUCAUUAGACUGCCCGGGAAUAUGCAUUCUUGAUACCGGCACAAAGCAAUGGUCCCGUGCCGGUGGUAACGUUGGUGGAGAUGUCCGCUCUUUUCUCUGGAAGGAUAAGAAGACCCUUCUAGUUGGUGGCAGCCUAAAGAACACCUCACUGUCCAUCUACAGUCCUGAAAAUCAGAGCUGGGAGGACUACCCGAGCUCUGAUAAGCUCCCUGGCCCUGUUGACAUUGUUGCCCCCGCUUCUAGUGACCGGAGCCAGGUGUGGGUUACCGGCCGAUCCUCGACGGAUUCCACUAUCUUCAUCAUGAAAUACAAUGGAAAGGAGUGGUUGACAGUUCAACAUUCUCUGGCCAACUCCACAGACAUCCGGGGUCUCCAGGUCUUCAGUCUUACAAAGGAUCACGACGAGACUAAUCUACUUGAGAACAACCAUGUCCUAAUGUUGACUGGGUCUGUUGGCCUCCCGGACUACGGUGUCGCUGCUGCCGCUCUCUUUAACGGCACUACGUUUGUACCGUAUGCCCUCACAACCAGCAGUGGAAGCGAACCUGGAGUCAUCUCUGCAAUCAUCUCUGAGAAGGAAGACUUCUUCACAUCAAGUGGAAACCACCUCGCUUUAGUUUUUGUUAUCCUAAUUGGUCUUGCCAUUUCGCUGGGACUCAUACUACUCCUGGUGGUUGGAGGAAUCCUGCUCGAUCGACUUCGAAAACGUCGCGAGGGCUACAUCCCUGCUCCGACCUCAAUGUAUGACCGAGGAAGUGGCAUCCUGAGAAUUCCUCCGAGUGAACUCCUCGAGUCACUUGGUAAAGGCAAAUCUAGUGCUCCGCGCGUCUAG
Clonostachys rhizophaga is the source of this 3684-nucleotide messenger RNA. Lineage: Eukaryota; Fungi; Ascomycota; Sordariomycetes; Hypocreales; Bionectriaceae. The record is from the annotation of a GenBank genome assembly.